ACAUAAGAGCGAAAUCUAGAGCGAGAAACAGCGUAAUUUGAGAGAGAGAGGAGGUCGAUGGAGGAUGACACUUGACAGGAACUUGGACUCCCAACGGUAAUGUUUCGCUUCCGAUUAGAGUGGAUGUGUUUGUUAUGCGUUUGGUUCUGUAAUUGAGAACUUGACGAUCAAGUUUUGGAUUCUGGCUCUUGGCUGAGCAACCGGAGGGGGUUCUUUCCUGCUGCUGAUCAAAAUACAUGAUCAUGAUCAACACAAAAAAAACAUACCCAAUGCCAUCUUUAAACAUGAACACAAAGCCAGUCAUAGGCUCUUUGAAAGAAGAUGGUCUUCGUGUGUGCCGAAGGUCAUGUAAGAUUUCCAAGAACCCUCUCUCUCGUUCUAGAGGUUGCCAUGAUGCUGAAGCUCUGUACAAUCAGGAUGCUUCUGUUUUUGACAAAGUGCGUGUUCUGGACCAUGGAGGAGCCGAGGAGCUCCAUGAUCAAUCAUGCAGCGAAGAAAAUGUUUCCCAGAAGUACCCAUCAAAUCAAAAUAAUACAACUGCUGUGGACAGUGUGGAGCCUUUAAUAUCCACCUGCGUGUCAAAUAUGGCCACAAUUUUUUCUCCCAUGAAGGAGUCAUCGGAUACAUACAAUAACCAAGGGACUGAAAUUCUACUGGACAGUGGAUAUUGUGAUGAUGGAAGAAGAAAUUCAAGUGAAUAUCCAGGAUGCAAUGUGUCAGAUUUCCACAUCUCUGACAUGAUUUUUUCUUGUCCAUCGAUUGAAAGAAAUUCUGAAUUUUAUAAUAAAACAGAUACAACACUCCCACUUGAUUAUUUAGCUGAAGAGCCCGGAUUAUUUUCUGAUGAAUGCUUAGAUUUGCCUUUUUUGGAGGAUAUUACAGAUUCUAGAUGUGAACUUGGUGGCAGAGAAACUCAAGAAAGCAUUGCAGAUGCUAAAAAUUUCAGCAUGGACAUGGAAAUUCAUCAAAUUAUAUCUCAGUCUCAUGACUUGGAUUCACUCAUAAAUGUUUUCCCUGAUCAAGAUUAUGAGUGCUUUGACCCUCAACUUUAUAUAAAGACUCAGGUUGACAUGCCAUCUACUUUGUCUGCAGCUCUAGUGCCAAGUGAAAAGCAAAAUACCAAAAGAAACACAUUAGUGCUUGAUUUAGAUGAAACACUAGUUCACUCUACAUUAGGUCCCUGUGAUGAUGCAGACUUCACUUUUCCUGUAUUCAUCAACAGGAAAGAAUAUAUAGUUUCUGUCAAAAAAAGACCUCACCUCCAGACUUUUCUCCACAGAGUAUCUGAAAUGUUUGAAGUUGUGAUAUUCACUGCUAGUCAAAGCUUCUAUGCAGCCCAAAUUUUACAUAUCUUGGAUCCAGAUAGCAAUGUCAUAUCAAGACGAGCUUAUCGUGAAUCAUGCAUAUUUUCAGAGGGCAGUUAUGUGAAAGACUUAACAAUAUUCGGUGUCGAUCUUGCAAGAGUGGCGAUAGUUGAUAACAGCCCACAGGUUUAUAGGUUACAAGUGGAUAAUGGGAUUCCUAUCUUGAGUUGGUUUGAUGAUCCAUCAGACUCUGCUCUAAUGUCGUUACUGACAUUUCUAGAGACUCUGGCGGGUGCUGAUGAUGUACGGCCCAUCAUUGCUAAGAAAUUCGCUUCCUUGGUUUGGCAUAUCUUUCUCUAUGUGAUAUACGUAAGUAUAAUGUUUUGUUGUGUGUUAACUAUUUACAUUGAUCUUGCUUCAUAAAAUCCAGCCUUAAAAUGGCUACCUGCCUAUAUAAGUACUAUACAACAUAAACUAUUUAUGUGCUCUUUUAUGGGUUCAAAUGCCUUAUACUGCAGGUCAUAUGAAGAUACUUAAUGGAAAUACUUUUGGUAUGUUUGAGGUUAUAUUUCUUAUCCAACUCUAAUUAACCACUAGAAUCUGGUGAUGUAUAGUUAUGCUUUAUAUAAAGCUCACAUGCAAUACGUAAUCUAUGUAUCCCGGCCGUGUUUAUCGUGGUGGUAAACUGGUACGAGAGGUAUAAACACAUAGUUUGCAAUGUUGUAUAUAUUAAUAUUGACAAUUAUCCUGUAACAUUUAUCUUUGAUUGAUCAAAACCAUUAUUUGUGUGGUUUAUUUUGGCUAUGUGCACAUUAGGCAUGAAAUAUGGUGACACAAAUCAAAUUCUGCUGGAAAUAAAUCAAUAAAUGAACACAGUAUAUAUUAUGCUUAGAUUCCAUGAAAACAAUCAUAAAGGAGCAGCUGAUCUUGUAU
Molecule: messenger RNA, 2237 nt
Organism: Andrographis paniculata
Lineage: Eukaryota; Viridiplantae; Streptophyta; Magnoliopsida; Lamiales; Acanthaceae
Product: probable phosphatase PSR2
Exons: 9
Coding region: 237-1727 (496 amino acids)
Molecular function (GO): phosphoprotein phosphatase activity
Source: RefSeq, a predicted model, not a curated record